AGUAACGACCCAACUCGCUGCCGCGCGCCACACAAUGCCCAAGAAUAAGGAGAAGAAACAAGAUGACGUCAAGAAAACGCAGAAAAAGGAAAAUUCGUCGUCUCCUGCAGCCGGAAGCGGCUCCGAGGACCGAGAGAAGGAGCUGUACCUGCUGCAGGCGAGACACCUGAGCGAGCAGCUGGAGCGGUACCAGCUGGAGAGCGACCAUCAGGAGCGCCGUCAGAAGGAGCUGAUCUCUCGGUACGCGGCGCUGGAGAAGGAGAAGAGCGACAUUGUGCACUUCCUGAAGCGCUCCGUGCUGGAGAAGGAGGUGGAGGCCGAGGAGCUGACGGAGCAGCUGGAGAGUCAGCGGCGGGCGGCGGGCGAGCAGGAGGCGGCCCUGAGGCUGCAGCUCGAGGAGCUGAGGGAGGAGCUGAGAGGACGGGUGGAGGAGCUCCACCAGGAGAACACCACGCUGGCGUCGAGGCUGGCCGGCCUGCAGGAGUACCAGGCGCAAAAGGAGCAGCUGAUCUCUGACCUGGAUUCUCUGAGGCAGCAGCUGACCAAUCAGGAGCAGCGUCACGGCGUCGCCCUCCACGGCCUGGAGAUGAGCGCCCUGCUGGAGAAGAGGAGGUGGCAGGAGGAGCUGGAGGAGCAGGCGGCGGCCAUGGAGGCACGAGUGCAGCACCUGGUGGACCAGAAGGUCCCCGAGGCCACCAGGGCGGCCCUCCAGGAGAACGGAGAGGUCAAGGCCCGGAUCGGCCAGCUGGCGGAUCAGCACCUGGUCCUGAUGGGGGAGAACCUGGACCUGAGGGGCCGCGAGGGCCGGCUCGGCCUGGACCUGGACCUCCUGGAGGAGAGGGUCCGGGAGACCACCCGCAGGAGCUGCAUACGCAAGAAGGUGGUGGAACAGCUGACAGUGAAGUGUCGGCAGCUUCAGGCCGAGCUGGAAGACGGGAGGCAGCAAGGCGAGCGGCUCCAGAGCGACCACGCCGGGGUCCUGGUGGAGCUGGAGGCCCUGAGACGGGAUCGGGCUUCGCUGUCCGAGCGGAGCGCCGACGGCACGGCGGAGGUGAGCCGGCUGGAGGCGGAGCUACAGGACGAGAGGAGGCGGAGCAACAGAAUGAGGAGCAUCAUGAGGGAAGCUGCCGAGGCUCUCAGAGGAGCCCUGAGGGAGGUGCGUACGGACCGGGAGGAAGAUGAAGGUGAAGAAUUGGAGGGGUGGAAGCAGCUGAUGGAGAAGCUGCUGCUGCUGCUUCUGGACCGGCCCAAACACGACCGGCUGGAAGAGCCGCUGACCUCCGACCUCUCGGCCAGCGGAGCGCUGGUUCUGGAUCCGGUGGUUCUGGACCCGGCUCUGAGCUUGCGGUUCCAGCUGGCCCGCUACAGGCCGGGUGAUCUGGGCCUCGUGCCGCAGCUGAAGCAGAAAGUCUCCGCCCGUGGGACCCUGAACAGGAAGCCGUCCAAUCAGAACGCAGCUGGCUCCUUGACCCGGGCGGAUUCCAGGAAGUCUUUCACAGGACCCAAAUAACACGAUCGCUGCUCAUUUCCUUUUCUCUGCGUCCCCUUUGCCCUGAACAGAAUCCAUUAGGCUGAAGAAGUAAAUGUGUUCGAGGUUUCGUCUCAAAAAAAUAAAUAAAAUGCAACAUUUAUUAAUUUU
Pseudoliparis swirei is the source of this 1639-nucleotide messenger RNA. Its product is annotated as cilia- and flagella-associated protein 157-like. The transcript has 8 exons. The coding region runs from base 35 to 1510 and encodes 491 amino acids. Gene Ontology annotation, cellular component: cilium; ciliary basal body. Lineage: Eukaryota; Metazoa; Chordata; Actinopteri; Perciformes; Liparidae. The record is from RefSeq and is a predicted model, not a curated record. Gene Ontology annotation, molecular function: microtubule binding.